GGGGGCGAGCCGUCCCCGCGCGCCCCUCCGCCCCCGCUCCCGCGUCCACCGAGCCGGGCUGCCGCCGGAUUCCCGGGGAAGAACAGAAUGACUGAGAACCUGAAGGCCUGCUUGGCUCAUACCCAGGCUUCCAUGGGGGAGAUGGUGACUGUGAAGACAGAGGUCUGCUCACCCCGACAGGACCAAGAGUAUGGCCAGCCCUGCUCCGGAAGGCCUGACCCUUCAUCCAUGGAAGUGGAACCCAAGAAACCGAAGGGGAAGCGAGAGCUGAUCAUGACCAAGAGUUUCCAGCAAGUAGACUUCUGGUUCUGUGAGUCCUGCCAAGAAUACUUUGUGGAUGAAUGCCCCAACCAUGGCCCCCCCGUAUUUGUGUCCGACACGCCUGUGCCCAUGGGCAUCCCUGACCGAGCGGCCCUCACCAUCCCGCCUGGCAUGGAAGUGGUCAAGGAGGCCAGUGGGCAGAAUGAUGUUCGCUGCAUGAAUGAGGUUAUCCCAAAGGGGCACAUCUUCGGGCCAUACGAAGGGCAGAUCUCGACACAGGAUAAGUCGGCCGGCUUCUUCUCCUGGUUGAUUGUUGACAAGAAUAACCAUUACAAGUCUAUCGAUGGGACAGAUGAAACCAAAGCCAACUGGAUGAGAUAUGUGAUCAUCUCACGAGAAGAGAGAGAGCAAAAUUUGAUGGCCUUCCAGCAUAGUGAGAAAAUCUACUUCCGAGUGUGCCGUGAUAUCCGACCUGGGGAGCGGUUACGAGUGUGGUACAGUGAGGAUUAUAUGAAACGUCUACACAGCAUGUCCCAGGAAACAAUACAGCGCAAUCUGACCAGAGGAGAUAAAAAGCUGCAGCGAGAGAAGCCUGAGAAGGCUCUGGACCACCCGGAGGACCUUCGAGGCCCUCUCCAGCUCACGGUCUUGAGGCACGGCAAGAGCGCCUACAAGCGUGGCUUUGAUGAGGUGGAUGCUCAUCCUCCGCCCAAGAAGAAGAAGAUCGACCUCAUCUUCAAGGAUGUUUUGGAGGCUUCCCUGGAGACGGCAAAGAUAGAGGAGCCCCCUCUGGCCCCAGGCACCCCCCUUGUCCUCAGGAAAGCUCCCAAGUUCCACACGGAAGACGUAUAUGAUCAGUGUGGGAUGGCCGUGCCCCACGAGCCCCAGGAUCUCUCCAGGAACCAGGGGGAGAAGGAGUGGAAGGCUCCCCAAGGGGCUUCCUAUGGUCCCUCCAAGGACACAAGCUUGCUGGAGGAUGAGGAGGAAGAGCCUUCGUCAUUCAAGGCAGACAGCCCUGCCGAGGCUUCCCUGGCAUCUGAUCCUCACGAGCUCCCCACCACCUCCUUCUGCCCUAACUGUAUCCGCCUGAAGAAGAAGAUAAGGGAGCUGCAGGCUGAACUGGAUAUGCUCAAGUCCGGGAAGCUGCCCGAGCCCCCUCUGCUGCCACCCCAGGUACCGGAGCUCCCCGAGUUUUCAGACCCCACAGCUUCGGAGAGCGUGGUCUCCGUCCCCACCAUGCUGGAGGACGACGACCAGGAGGUGGACUCAGCCGAUGAGUCCGUCUCCAACGAGAUGAUCGCCGCCACGGACGAGCCUUCCAAGAUGUCCUCCGCCACGGGUCGCCGCAUCCGGCGCUUCAAGCAGGAGUGGCUGAAGAAGUUCUGGUUCCUACGGUACUCCCCCACGCUCAACGAGAUGUGGUGCCACGUGUGCCGCCAGUACACGGUGCAGUCUUCCCGGACCUCGGCCUUCAUCAUCGGCUCCAAGCAGUUCAAGAUCCACACCAUCAAGCUCCACAGCCAAAGCAACCUGCAUAAGAAAUGCCUGCAGCUCUACAAGCUCCGCAUGCACCCCGAGAAAACGGAGGAGAUGUGCCGGAACAUGACUCUGCUCUUCAACACCGCCUACCACCUGGCCCUGGAGGGCCGGCCCUACUUUGAUUUCCGGCCCUUGGCGGAGCUGCUGAGGAAGUGCGAGCUCAAGGUGGUGGACCAGUACAUGAACGAAGGCGACUGCCAGAUUCUGAUCCACCACAUCGCGCGGGCUCUGCGGGAGGACCUGGUGGAGCGCAUCCGCCAGUCCCCGUUCCUCAGCAUCAUCCUGGACGGGCAGAGCGACGACGUGCUGGCCGACACCGUGGCGGUCUACGUGCAGUACACCAGCAGUGACGGGCCCCCGGCCACGGAGUUCCUGUCCCUGCAGGAGCUGGGCUUCUCCACCACGGACAGUUACCUCCAAGCGCUAGAUCGCGCCUUCUCCUCCCUGGGGAUCAGGCUGCAGGACGAGAAGCCGACCAUCGGCCUGGGGGUGGACGGGGCCAACAUCACGGCCAGUUUGCGCGCCAGCAUGUUCAUGACGAUCAGGAAGACUCUGCCCUGGCUGCUCUGUCUGCCCUUCAUGGUGCACCGGCCCCACCUGGAAAUCCUGGACGCCAUCAGCGGAAAGGAGCUCCCGUGCCUGGAGGAGCUGGAGAACAACCUGAAGCAGCUGCUGAGCUUCUACCGCUACUCCCCCCGCCUGAUGUGUGAGCUCCGGUUAACAGCCUCUACUCUCUGCGAGGAGACGGAGUUCCUGGGGGACAUCCGGGCCGUGAGGUGGAUCAUCGGGGAGCAAAACGUUCUCAAUGCACUAAUCAAGGACUACCUGGAGGUGGUGGCCCACCUCAAGGACGUCAGCGGGCAGACGCAGCGCGCCGACGCCUCGGCCAUCGCUCUGGCCCUGCUCCAGUUUCUCAUGGACUACCAGUCCAUCAAGCUGAUUUACUUCUUACUCGAUGUGAUCGCCGUGCUUUCCCGCCUGGCCUACAUCUUCCAGGGCGAAUACCUCCUCGUGUCCCAGGUGGACGACAAGAUCGAGGAGGCCAUCCAGGAGAUCAGUCGGCUGGCCGACUCUCCGGGGGAAUACCUGCAAGAGUUCGAGGAGAAUUUCCGAGAGAGCUUCAACGGAGUCGCCGUGAAGAACCUGCGGGUGGCCGAAGCCAAAUUCCAGUCCAUCCGGGAGAAGAUCUGCCAGAAAACGCAGGUGAUCUUGGCCCAGAGGUUCGAUUCCCGCAGCCGGACCUUUGUGAAAGCCUGCCAGGUGUUUGACCUGGCAGCCUGGCCCAGAAGCACGGAGGAGCUCAUGAGUUACGGCAAAGAGGACAUGGUCCAGAUCUUCGACCAUCUGGAAGCCAUACCAUCCUUCUCCAGGGAGAUCUGCCGAGAAGGGAUGGACCCCAGGGGAAGUUUGUUGAUGGAGUGGCGGGAACUCAAGGCGGACUACUAUACCAAAAAUGGUUUCAAAGACUUGAUCAGCCACAUCUGCAAGUACAAACAGAGGUUUCCCCUGUUGAAUAAAAUCAUCCAGAUCCUUAAGGUCCUCCCCACCUCCACGGCCUGCUGCGAGAAAGGGCGAGUCGCCCUCCAGCGAGUGCGCAAAAACAACCGCUCCCGCCUGACCUUGGAACAGCUCAGUGACCUUUUGACAAUUGCUGUAAAUGGUCCCCCCAUUGCCAAUUUUGAUGCCAAGAGGGCACUGGAUAGCUGGUUCGAGGAGAAGUCUGGCAAUAGUUACACACUGUCUGCUGAAGUCCUCAGUAGGAUGUCUGCCCUGGACCAGAAGCCAAUGCUUCCAAGCAUGGACCACGGGUCAGAAUUUUACUCGGAUCUUUAGGAAGUCAUUGCCUCAGAUUUUACCAAGCUGUUGAAUAAUUUUUUUAAAGAAAAAUAUCUAUACUCCUAAGCUUUGAUAUAUUAUAUAAAUAUAUAUUAUAUAUAUAUAAACCCACACUGAAAAUUAAAAAAAAAUUAAGGGGACAUGCAUCUGACUGAAGCUACUUGGAGUUUUCAGAAUGGGAUGAUGUCGAACACUUUCCUCUUAUCUACAAAACUUGGCAGCUGCAAUAUCCAUGGCAAUUCACUCUUACUCAUCAUGGCCCAUGCUGGGGGCCACUGGGGUUCCAGUCUAACUAUCAACCAACAGUAUAAGCUAAAAUGACGGGUCUCUGUCAACCACCUCUCUGGUAGCUCACCUCAUGUAUGUUCUCGUUUGGGGUUUUGGUGUUUUUGUUGUUGUUUUUGUUUGUUCGUUUGUUUAUUUUUUGGUUCCUCUGGUUGGUUGGAAAGGUUGUUGUUUAUUUGUCUGUAUGUUUGUUUUGGGGGAAAGUGGCUUUGUUCGCUGGUUCUGGCCCAGUUGGAGUUGGGUUUCUUAUUUCCGAUGGCAAUUUGUAAAACGGGAGUGUUUCCUCCCUUCCCCUUCCUCCAUUUACUUCAAUUUGGGAAUCCACAUCCUGAUUUUAAGUUUCUCACUGUCUUAGAAGCAAAAGUGUCAGCCAAAUAGUGACACUUUCACCCAUCUCCUCCCCGGUUCCUGCAGAUGGGAGGAGGAGGAAAUCCAAGCGGUUCUUCUCCCCUUGCUCCUCCCCUGGGCUCCACCCAGGGACCUCUCGAUACAUGGUCUCCAGUGGUAAUAGUUCUUGGGGGUUGAACCCAGUGGAAGAGGGUCAACUUUUUGCACUUCUGUUGUGAUGUCAUAGGGGAUAAGACAGUAAGACUUUUUUUUUCAGUUCCAGCGCCCUUGGGAACAGCCAACAAGCCUUCAAAUCCAUUCCCCAAAAGAGGCAAAGAUUUGGGGCUGAAAAUAAGAAAAUGAUAACAAAAAAGAUAUUUUAAUUAUUUAUAUUCAAUAGGCAUAGAUUGAUGUAUUGGGGGGUGGGACGGUGUUAUUAUUGUUUCAUAAUAGAGUCACAGAAUACCUGCUCUUCUUCAGUAGCAGGGGCUAUCAAUGCAAGGUGAGUUCUGGGUCAGUCCUAUCCGGGACUUCCCAGAGGUUCACUCUUUCUCUCGUGACCAAGGUGAUCACACAGUCAGUCCACAGCCUGGCAGGAAGCUGGAUGCUUUGUCUAUCCCUGUGAAAUCUUUCUUCUUUGAAGGGUAAAAAUGUUCUAAAGAGAUGCAAAAAACCAAGCAAAAGGCCUCUCAGUGAAUUAGCUUACACAUAGCCACACUUCUCUGGUUGCGCACAUGGUCACACAGAUGCACUUUCACAAUGCACAGCCCUGGACACACAGACAUUCACACACUUACGUGCUUGGCUGUGAGUCCAAGAAAAGCAUAGCUGAUUGCAUAUGGAUGCAUAGUCUCACACACACACACACACACACAC
Molecule: messenger RNA, 5124 nt
Organism: Antechinus flavipes (yellow-footed antechinus)
Lineage: Eukaryota; Metazoa; Chordata; Mammalia; Dasyuromorphia; Dasyuridae
Gene: PRDM11
Product: PR/SET domain 11
Exons: 8
Coding region: 88-3633 (1181 amino acids)
Biological process (GO): regulation of transcription by RNA polymerase II
Cellular component (GO): nucleus
Molecular function (GO): DNA-binding transcription factor activity, RNA polymerase II-specific; RNA polymerase II cis-regulatory region sequence-specific DNA binding; protein binding
Source: RefSeq, a predicted model, not a curated record